AUGAUGGAUAUGGAUAAACACCAUUUAUCUGUUGAGUUAGCUGAAACCAAGGCAAAACUACGUCGAGCACAUAUUGAAAUUGAAGAUCAAGCUGACCAGUUGGUUGAACUUCAAGAUCAUUUAUCUGAAACACGUCGUGAAUUAAGUCAAGUGAAAGAGGAACGUGCACGACUAGCUGAUGCAGCGCAUACAGCGAGACAUUGGCAAGAUGAAGUGGAUGCAUUAAAACAAACUGCUGAACGUGUUAUCAACUUAGAAAUGGAAAAUGAUAAACUGAAAGAACGAUUACAUGAAAUUGACUAUUACAAGGCAAGAUGUCAACAAUUAACCGAAGAUUUACAAAUUUUAUCCAAUGAACAUUCACAAUGGGCAGAUAAAGCAGAAGUUACACAUGAAUAUCAUCAUAAAAUUACAGAUUUAGAAAAAGAAUUGAAUAAAACACGACAUCAAUUAACAGAAACUGAAAAUGCUCGAAGUUCAGAUUUAGACUUGAUCAAAAAUCUUCAAGAAGAAUUGGGCAAAUUGAAACUUGAACAUUGUACACAUAAGAAUUUUAUGCAUUCAAACAAAAAAUUGAUUACUUUAAGAGAGAUAAUCUCUCAUAGUGAUUCUAAUCAUGAAGUAGAUAUGAAUGAUGGUGAGAAGAGCAGUCAACAACAAUUGCAAGAACGUCGAAUCUCUUUUGAUGCAGCUGAUGAAGACUUGAUUAUUACUGAAACAAAUAUGCAUAAUAAUCUACUGAAAACAACUGGAUUAACUAAUACCAGUUUAUCAGAGCAAUUAUCAGAAUCAGUAACUAAUCGUUUAAAUCAUUUAGAGGAGGUAAAUCAUCGUUUAAACAAAGAACUAGAAAUGACAAAAAUGUUGUUAACUAAAUCUCAAUCUGUAAAUACUAAUAAUAUUGAAACAGAAGCUUGUUUAGCUGAAAUGAAACGAGAGAAUCAAUUAUUAACUAAUAAGCUUGAACGACUUGAAACAGCAUUUUCUGCUCAAGCAGAACGUUUAUGCCAAUUGGAUUUAGAACGAAUGAAUUUUGAAACAGAUGCACAAAAAACACGUGAAUCAUUGAAUACAUUUAAAGAAACUUCAGAAAGACACAUUAAUGAAUUAUCACGUGAAAAUGAUUAUCUAGCUGAGACGAUUAAAAAUUUAAGAGGUAAAGCUGUGAAUGAAAUCUCCACGGAUGAAAGAAUAGCACGUUUAGAAAAGGAGAAUAGUGUACUUGGUGAAUCAGUUCAACACAAUGUAACGUGUUUAGCACGAGCUGAACUAGAAAUUAGUCAAUUACGUCAUCGUUUAACUAGUGCAGAUGAAUUCUGCAAAUCUGUUGAUACAUUAACUGAGGAACGUAACCAAUUGAGUGCUGAACUAGGAGCUGCUAAACGUGAAAUCAUUGCACUGAAAGAAGCUUGCUCAAGACAAACAGAUGUGGAAAUAGCUCUUGUAACCGCUGAAGGUAAUUGUGCUCGUCUACAAACUCAAUUGUCAACAAUUCGUAGUGUAUAUGAAAAUUCAACGAAUAUGGAAAAUGAAUUAAUUCGAUUAAGACAAAUUGAAAAUAAAUGUGAACAAUUACAGAAUGCAUUGUUUACUUCUAUACAAAAGACAGCUCAGGUUGAAAUAGAACGUGAUAAUUUAUCAACUCGUUUGAAUACACUAAAACAAAGUUUAAAAUCACAUAGAUUACUUGAUUCAGAGGAUGAUAAUGAAGCUGAUGAUGAAGAUGGUGAUAUAGUCAACUUAAGAGAUGAAGAAGUUGAUAGCGGUAAUAAAACAGAUGAUUCCAAUGAAGAAAUAUCACCUGAAUGUUUAAAUGUAGGAAAAUUAUGCAAAAAAUCUAUCAAUAUACAAUCGAAUUCACGUCAUCGUGAUAGACGUCGUAGAGGAGGUUAUAUUAAUUAUGAAACAGAACUUACUAGAAUGGAUACAGAAAUUAAACGUUUGGAGAUAGAGAGAGAUAAUUUCCUUAAAAGUUUCGAAGAAUUAAAAGUUAAAUUAGCAAAUGAAACUUCAGCACAUGAAACUGCUAUGAAAGAAUCUGAUGAAUAUUCAAAGCAACAAAUAUGUCAAUUAGAAUCAGAAAUCAAUCGUUUAAAAGGAUCACUUCGAUUAUCUGACCAAGAAGUACGUAAACUACGCAGAGAAUUAAGAGAAUCUGAACCAAAUCAACAUUUAUCUGAUGCUUUAGAGAAAAUUAAACAGUUAGAGACACAAAUUUCAAAGUUGAACAAUACAAUCAAACAGAAUGAAGCACAAUUGCAUGAUAGUGAACAGCAAAGAAGUGAAUUAUGCCAUCAAGUGAAUGUUGAACAGAAAACAGUCUCAGCAUUACGUAAUGAAUUGAUUAUAGAGAAAAUUGAACUACAAAAGUGUACUUCAGAAUUAAAAUGUAUUCAAAUUGGUUUUGAAAAAUAUGGGCUACCGAAAGAUUGGUUAAUUGAACUAAGCUCCACAGAAAAUACAAUGGAACAAACUAAAUUAUUAGAUUCAUUUAUCAAGAGAUUUAUACAUCAAUUGAAUAAGGAUACUAUUAAUAAAAUUGAAGAAAUUGAUUCAAUUAAACAACAAAUGAAUAGUUUACAAAUAAAAAAUACUGAAUUAUUAAAUCAAUUAAAAAUAAAAAAUGAAAAAAUAGAAGAAUAUGAAAAAUUGAAAAAUUCUUCUUUAACUACUUCUAUGCUAACUGACAGUUUAAUACAAGAUAAUUCAUCAAUUUUAGUACAAUUAAAAGAUCGUGUCAUUCAACUUGAACGUGAAAAUGCACGACUUGAUGAAAUGCUACAAAAUGAAGUUGAACGUGGUGAAAAUAUGAAAGCGAAUAAUCAAAACUUAGAAAGUCGUAUUAAUACUUUUCAACAACAAUCUGUUUCAAUUCAACGACAAUUAUCUGAAUUAAUUGGUACAAAUGCUCGUCUACAAGUUGAAAAUACUACAUUGCAUAGUCAAGUAGAUAGUUUUCAAGGUCAAAAUUCCAGUCUAUCUACACGUAUCAAUGACCUUGAAUCUGAAAUUAAUCACUUAUCAACUGUAUUGAAUACAAUGCAUACUUCAAAAUCUCAAUUAACUAAUGAUUAUGAACAAUUACAAUGUUUACAUGAAAAAUUAACAAAAGAUUAUGAACAAUUAAUUGAAACAUUGAAAACAUCAAAAGAAUCUCAACGUCAACUUAAAAUACAACUACAAUUGACAAAUGAACAAGUUGAAAAGUUACAAACUGAAUCGAAUGAAGUUCAACGAUUAAAAAAUGCAUUAGAACAAGAAAGAGGCAAUUUAAAAGGUGAAGUAAAACAAAUUGUUCAAUUAAGGGAAGAAAGUUCACGUUUACAAUGUGAAUUAAAUUCUAUGAAUGAAAUAUUAACUAGAGAAAGACAUGAAAAAAGUAAUGGAUUAGAACGUGUACGUGAUAUGCGUCGUCAAUUACAAGAUAGUGAAAAUAGAAUUGAACAAUUGAAUAAUGAAUUACAAAAAUAUCAAAAAUUGGAACAAACUUUACAUAAUGAAAUAGAAAAUUUAAAAACACGCUUACAGAUGUUAACAGAGCUUAGUUCAAAGUAUGAAAAAGAGAAUAAGUCAUUACUUGGUCAACUUCAAAGUUUACUUAAUCAAAAUCAGGAGAUUUUAGCGUCUACAUUGAAAAGUUGUGAAAAUCAUGUCAAUCAAGAAGGUGUCUUGAGAGAACGUUUAUUAUCAAUGCAUCGACAAAAACAACAACUUGAAGAAAAAGUAAUGGAACAAUAUCGAAAUGGUUCAUCAUCUAAAAGUGAUAUAACCAAUCAACUUCUUUUGGAAAGUCAAAGGCGUUUAACGCUUAUUCAGAGAGCUCGGGCUGCUUUAAACAAGCGACAUCUUCCAUCCAAUCAUUUACAGAACUCUGAAUACACCAGAAGUAAUUCAGGUUAUCAUACAAUGUCAACUCUCCGUUCUCAGACAUCUUGGUCGAAUGACAGCUAUCGUACAAUGCCAACUGUAGGGUUAACAUCUACACUUCAUCGAUAUGAUAAACGUCUUAUACCUGGUUCAGUAUCUAUCUAUGAUCGUGAUCCAGAUGAACAUAAUCAUGAGGCUUUGAAACAAUUUUUAAAGUAUUUGGAUGACUCAAAUGCAGUGGAUGAUCGACCAAAUUCAGCUGCUCCAUGUCAAGCGUCCGAAUACAAGCAUCCUGGAGGUCAUGAUUUCCUAUUGCCUAUACGACCGAACUCAGGUGGUUUAACAAUGAGUCCAUGCACAGAGAAACGAUCACAAUCAAGACUAAGUUCAGAUAGAUUUACGGAGCGUAUGGAUUCUCCAGUAUCUGGCCGAUCAUCAUAUUCCAGUUCUAGUGGUCUAAAAUCACAACUCACCUCUCAAAUUCAUCACUUCCCUCAUCGAAUUGACAAAGAUAUGCUUAAUCAUGCACGCAAUUCAACAGAUACAAGUGGUGAUACAAACGAGAAAAAAUCGAAUCUACACAACUCAAUCAAUGGAUGGUUAGGCCAUGAUGAUUCUCAUGAUCGUUCUGUGUACAGUAGCAGCAGUAUGAAUAGUAGCAGUAUCAAUGGGCACAAUCUUCCAUCAACCGAAAGAUGUGAGAAGCAAAUCAGUGAAGUUAUGCAAAUUAAAGCGACUACAGAUGAAUCGGAUGGUGUAAUCCAUCGACGAGUUAUCUCAGACAUUGCAUCCAACAUUAACAGUAAUUCCCAGAAUAAGAUUCUGUCAACAGAACCAUAUCUCUCCAGGUCCCCAUCAGCGUAUUACAGUGAAAUCAAUAAUUCUACACAAAGACGAGCAUUGAAUAGCAUGGCCAGCAAUACUACUAAUAACAGUAAUGGUAUGAAUACUUGCCAACCUGCCACAAUAGUGAACAAUUCAUUGACAAAUGGAUGUCAAAACAAUUCAAUCAAUGGUGUUGAAUUGAAUACUGCCAACAAGCAUUUCAAUAAUCCUACAUAUAUCCAACAUACAGAAGAAUCUACUGAGUCAAACAGUAUGAGUUCAAACUUACAAAAUGGCCAGAAAUCUUUACCAAUCUCUUCUGGAUUGUCAGCAAAUCAUAGUAGUAGUACUACUAACAACAAUAAUAACAUAAAUAGUAUGGCUAGUAGUUGUUCAAAUUCUGUUCCUGUAUUCGACUAUCAGAAGUCAUCGAAGUCCAAUAAGUCUGCUUUGUUACGAGAACAAUUUUUCAAUUCUAUGAUAGGUGAAGUGAAUCAACGACAACAGCACAACGCCGACCAUCAGCAACAACAGUCCUCUCUAGAAUCAGAGUUGUCUAGGAAACCAAAAGUUUUACUGCAAUACAGAGAUCUAUAA
Heterobilharzia americana is the source of this 5289-nucleotide messenger RNA. Lineage: Eukaryota; Metazoa; Platyhelminthes; Trematoda; Strigeidida; Schistosomatidae. The record is from the annotation of a GenBank genome assembly.